Molecule: messenger RNA, 2465 nt
Organism: Tricharina praecox
Lineage: Eukaryota; Fungi; Ascomycota; Pezizomycetes; Pezizales; Pyronemataceae
Product: tRNA synthetases class I, catalytic domain-containing protein
Exons: 6
Coding region: 64-2220 (718 amino acids)
Biological process (GO): glutamyl-tRNA aminoacylation; translation
Cellular component (GO): cytosol; methionyl glutamyl tRNA synthetase complex; cytoplasm
Molecular function (GO): ATP binding; glutamate-tRNA ligase activity
Source: RefSeq, a predicted model, not a curated record
ACGUUGAGCCCCACCAAGAGUGAGCGGGACAGUAUCGACAACACCACUUCAACCAACGUCACCAUGUUGCAGUUCAAUCUCCUUGUCGCUCAGAAGGCGCCCCAAGCCGACCUCUACCCAGCGCUCAUCGCUAGCAAUGUAGUCAACACGCAUGCUUCCUUCGAUGUUACACCCGUCGCCGUCGCCUUCGAGGAUGCCGAAUUUCUCGACAAAUCCAACAAGGCAUCUACCAUCGGAAUCCAGUUCGAGGCCGAGGAGGUAAUUUACGGAGCUGAAGCAGUUCUCAAGAAGCUUCUGGCAUCAUUCCCGAAGAUCCUCGGUGGUGCCAGCGAGGAGCAGGAGAACCACUGGGUUACCUUCGGUCUCACUCGUCUCGGCGGAAAGGACUUCAAGGUCACUUCCGCUGCUCUCGAGGAGCUCAACAACCACCUCAGUUUGCGCACCUUCCUGGUCGGAUACACUGAGACCAUCGCCGAUAUCACCGUCUACGGUGCGCUCAGUGCCAACGGUCAGGCUAUAUCCGCGAUCAAGCGUAACCACCUGCCGAACCUGGUCCGAUGGUUCAAGUACGUCAGCGCAAUCGACAGGAUUGGUCGCGUAGUUGAGGACUUCAAGGCGGAGUUGUCGUCCAAGAAGAAGACAAAGAGCAAGGAGUCGAACUUUGAGAUUGGAUUGUUGGACACCGAUAAGGGUGUUGUGACACGAUUCCCUCCGGAGCCCUCGGGAUACCUUCACAUUGGUCACGCAAAAGCUGCCAUGCUUAACCAAUACUUUGCUGAGCACUACAAGGGCAAGCUGAUCAUUCGGUUCGACGAUACCAACCCCUCGAAGGAGAAGCAGGAGUUCCAGGACAGCAUCUUGAAAGAUCUUGAGCUUUUGGGCAUCAAGGGAGAUGUCAUUACCUACACCAGUGACUCGUUCGACCGGCUCUACGAGCAGGCUAUCAAACUAAUCAAGUUGGGCAAAGCCUACUGUGACGAUACUAUUCAGGAGCAGAUGCGUAAAGAGCGAAUGGACGGUAUCGCCAGCAAGAACAGGGAGCGAAGCAUCGAGGAGAACCUGCGCAUCUUCGAGGAGAUGGCCAAGGCCUCCGAGGAGGGUGUCAAGAACUGCCUUCGCGCUAAGAUGUCUGUCGACAACCCCAACAAGGCCAUGCGUGACCCAGUCAUCUACCGCUGCAACCCCGCGACUCAUCACCGUACUGGUGAUAAGUACAAGAUCUACCCCACCUACGACUUCGCCUGCCCUCUAGUUGACGAGUUUGAGGGUGUCACACACGCGCUCAGGACCAUUGAGUACCGUGACCGAAACCCCCAGUACUGGUGGUUCCUGGAUGCUCUUAACUUGAGGAAGGUCCACGUCUGGGACUUUUCCAGGCUCAACUUCAUCAAGACUGUUCUCAGCAAGCGGAAGUUGGCAUGGUUCGUAGAUGAGGGUAUUGUCGGUGGAUGGGAUGAUCCUCGUUUCCCGACUGUUCGCGGUAUCCGCAGACGUGGAAUGACCAUCGAGGCUUUGAAGCAGUUCAUUCUGUCUCAGGGACCCUCCAAGAAUGUCGUCAACCUUGACUGGACCAUCAUUUGGGCCAUGAACAAGAAGGUCAUUGACCCUGUCUCCCCCCGUCACACGGCUCUGUUGAAAUCUGGAUUGAUCACUGCGAACCUCGUUGGAGGUCCUGAGACUCCCGUGACUGAGGACAAGCCCAAGCACGUCAAGAACGACGCUGUCGGCAAGAAGAAGGUUGUCUUCGGUUCUUCGGUUCUGCUCGAGCAGGCUGAUGCCCGCAGCUUCAGCGCAGGUGAGGAAAUUACACUAAUGGGCUGGGGCAACGCCUUCGUCACCAAGAUUGUGCGGCCCGACCCUGCCGGCGACGUCACCGAGCUCGAGCUCAAGCUUCACCUCGAGGGAGACUUCAAGAAGACGGAUAAGAAGGUCACAUGGCUCGCUAAGGACCAGAACCUCGUUGAUGUCGAGCUCGUCGACUUCGACUACUUGAUCACCAAGGACAAGAUCGAGGAGGACGAAGACUUCAAGGCGUUCGUCAACAAGGCAACUGAGUUCAGGGAGACCGCCGUCGCCGACUGCAACAUUGCCGACGUCAAGGAGGAUGAAGUCUUGCAGUUUGAGCGCAAGGGUUACUACAGGUGUGAUGCGCCGGCGAAGGAUGGAAAGCCUGCGGUGUUCUUCUGUAUUCCUACGGGUAAGGAGAAGAACUCGAAAUAGAUCUAGAUUUAUUUCGUGUUUCGGGACUAGAUAUCUUCCAUAGUUUCGUUCUGUCAAAUUUCAGAGGUUGCGAACAAACAAUCAGACGAUUAUCGCGAAGAUGUAGAUUUUCUGUGCAUCUCAACACGUGCUUCCGUGACCAUCCCACUUGUCAUGAAAUACGAAAUCUGUGCUGCCGGACCGAAGAUAGACAUGGUAAUUCUCCCGACCGUGGCAUUGGGAUCGCACGUAAGGCUAGCCACGUG